GACUUGAAAGUUUAUCCGCAACAGGUGGUGGCCGCUGCACAGAGUGCGCCUGUGAAAACGGAUGGCGGUUGUGCGCAGAAAACUCUUGCAAAGCAGGCAAGUGGGGUCCCUUCUCCUUUUUCUGUGCAUUUCUGUGGGGGCUGAGGCAACCAUCCGCUAUUCGGUGGCGGAGGAGAUGGAGAGCGGUUCGUUUGUGGCGAAUGUGGCUAAGGACCUGGGGCUGGAGGUAGGGAAGCUGGCUGCGCGCGGCGCGCGGCUGGUUUCCGAGGGCAACAGACUGCACUUCCGGCUCCACCGCAAGACAGGGGAUCUGUUCGUGAAGGAGAAACUGGAUCGGGAGUCACUCUGUGGCAAAGCCGACCCGUGCGUUCUGCACUUUGAAAUAGUCCUGGUGGAGCCCCUGCAGUCCUUCCGUGCCGAGGUCAGGGUAUUUGAUAUCAACGACAAUGCCCCGAUUUUCCCAAACAAGGAGCCGCUUUUAAAGAUUCCAGAGAGCACGCCCCUGGGCUCACGUUUUCCUCUGCAGAGCGCCCAGGAUCUGGACGUGGGCCUCAACGGUCUCCAGAACUACACCUUGAGCGCCAACGCGUAUUUCCACCUGCACACUCGCUUCCGCGGCCACGGGCCUAAAUACGCCGAGCUGGUGCUGGAUAAACCCCUGGACAGAGAGGAGCACCCGGAAGUCAACUUGACAAUUACGGCGGUGGAUGGCGGGUCCCCGCCCAAGUCUGGCAGCGCCCACAUCCGCGUGGAGGUCCUGGACGUCAACGACCACGUGCCCCAGUUCUCCAGGCUGGUGUACCGCGCGCAGGUACCGGAAGACAGCGCCAAUGGUUCUUUGGUGGUCACGGUGACGGCCACAGACCUAGACGAGGGCUCCAACAAGAAGAUAACGUACUCUUUAGCUCAAAACCCAGAAGCAAUUCUCCAGACUUUUCAGAUUGACUCUGAAACGGGAGAGGUUCGACUGAGAGGGUCCCUAGAUUUUGAAGCGAUUGAAACCUACGACAUUGACAUUCAAGCUACCGACGGAGGAGGUCUCUCUGCCCACAGCAAAGUCCUGGUGGAAGUGGUGGAUGUGAAUGACAAUCCUCCUGAAGUGACUGUCUCCUCUGUGUCCAGCCCUCUCCCUGAGGACUCCCCACUACAAACUGUAGUGGCCCUUUUUUCUAUUCGAGACCGGGACGUUCGAGUGGGAGGAAAAAUCACCUGCUUUCUCAGAGAAGACCUUCCCUUUGCAGUCAAACCUACGUUCCGGAAUGCUUAUUCGCUGGUCACGGACAGAGGCUUGGAUCGGGAGGAGGUCUCAGGCUAUAAUAUCACCCUUGUUGCCAUGGAUACCGGACCGCCCAAUUUGUCCACAGAGACUGUAAUAGAGGUGCUAAUAUCUGACAUUAAUGACAAUCCCCCAGUGUUUCGGGAGGACUCCUACAUCUUGACUGUUCGGGAAAACAACAGCCCUGCAGUUUUCAUUGGCAAAGUCCAUGCUGAGGAUUUAGAUUUGGGUGAGAAUGCCCAAGUAACAUAUUCUCUGCUGCCUCCAAAAAGUGGAGAUCUAUCAGUCUUUGCUUACAUCUCCAUAAAUUCAGACAACGGGAAGCUCUAUGCACUGAGAACCAUGGAUUAUGAGGCCAUUCAAGAUUUUCAGUUUGUGAUAAAGGCAACUGAUGGGGGCUUCCCAUCGCUCAGUAGCCAGGUUACUGUCCGAGUGGUUGUCCUGGAUGACAAUGACAACCGCCCAAUGAUCUUGUACCCAUUGCAGAAUGGCACCUUGCCCUGCAAUGACCUGGUGCCCAGGUCUGCAGAGGCAGGCUACCUGGUGACUAAGGUGGUGGCUGUGGAUGGUGACUCGGGUCAGAAUUCUUGGCUUUCAUAUCAUCUAUUUAAGGCCAGUGACCCCGGGUUAUUCUCUGUUCAACAACAAAAUGGGGAAAUCCGUACAUUGCGGCAGAUAUCUGAGAGAGACCCCAUGAUGCAGAAACUUAUCAUUCUUGUUCAGGAUCAUGGCCAACCAGUUCUUUCCACUACUGCUUCACUCAACAUCCUGCUGGUAGAUGGCUUUUCUGAGCCCUAUCUGCAGUUCCGGGAUCCAUCCAAGCAUCCUACAAUGGUAAAUCCAUCCACUAAAUAUUUGGUCAUUUCUCUGGCUGUGCUUUCCUUUCUCUUUCUCCUCUCUGUCACAGUGAUCUCCAUUAUACACAUCUGCCAGAAAAUUAAAUAUAGAGAAAAGAUCACAAUUCAGGAGCAUUUCUAUGAUGACUGUAAUUUCCCCAACCACCUGGUACAAGGAGGAGCCCAUGGACCUUUAUCCCAGCCUUGUCCCUAUGAAAUGUGCUCAGCCACUGGCACUGGCACUAGUGAGUUUCGGUUUCUUAAGCGCUUUAUGCCCAACUUCCCCUUCCCCCACGGCACUGGAGAGGUGAAAGCAGAGGCUGGCUCCAGUGUACCACCAGAUUCUGACAGGAAUAGGUCUCUGGGGUCAGAGGGUCAUGCCCGAGUACCUGAUGACUAUAUGUAGC
Molecule: messenger RNA, 2519 nt
Organism: Myotis brandtii (Brandt's bat)
Lineage: Eukaryota; Metazoa; Chordata; Mammalia; Chiroptera; Vespertilionidae
Gene: PCDHB1
Product: protocadherin beta 1
Exons: 1
Coding region: 62-2518 (818 amino acids)
Biological process (GO): homophilic cell-cell adhesion
Cellular component (GO): plasma membrane
Molecular function (GO): calcium ion binding
Source: RefSeq, a predicted model, not a curated record